Athene cunicularia (burrowing owl) is the source of this 792-nucleotide messenger RNA. Its product is annotated as cornifin-A-like. NCBI's taxonomy places the organism in Eukaryota, Metazoa, Chordata, Aves, Strigiformes, Strigidae. The transcript is spliced from 2 exons. The record is from RefSeq and is a predicted model, not a curated record. The coding region runs from base 286 to 738 and encodes 150 amino acids.
CCUCUCCCAUAAAGAUUUAAAGUGGAAAGAACCCUCAGGGGUUGAGAUGCCUUUCAUGGAAUUUGGUGAUAAAAAUAUAUUAAUGAUCACAAGUGCGUGAAAUCCUUACAGCCAAUGAAAAAGUUGUCUAUGAACAAAUUCUCUCUGGUAUCUAAUUAGGAUUUGAUACACAGCGGCUCAGGUUUUCCAUGCAGUCUAAAAGACCAUAUAAAAACACGCACUUCCAAGCUUCCAAGCCAGUUCUUACUCUCCGCUGUGAGCUCGGUUCAUCUCCACCCCAGAACAAUGUCUUAUUACGGGUACCAAUACAAGCAGCAGUGCUACGUUCCAGGCGGAGCGAAGUGUGCCACACCGGUCUUCACGCAGUGCCACCACCCCGGCGUGAGGUGCGGGUCGUGUUCCGCGUGUGCAUCCAAGGGCGCCAAGGUGUGCACCGUGAGAAGGACCAUCCAGAGCGGCCCCAGGUGCUCCGCGCCGUGUUCAUCGCGGUGCGUUGAGACUCACAUCGUGGAAGACCACUCUUCCUCCUGUAGCCCCAGGUCUCCCGAGCCAUGCACCGUGGCGUUCCCUCAGCCCCAGCUGCAGGGCAGGGAACACGUCUGCGUGUCACACUGUGGACAGCCAGGCGUUACGAGAUGCCCUCAGAUAUGUGCUCCAGCUUACACGUACCAGCACAGCUCCUGUCCUUAUUCGUACCAGUGGUCCAACAGCUACCACUACAACUGUGGGCAACAAUAAGCUCCGCAGAGGUGCCCACAGAACAACCGGGCGAUGGAUGAAGAGCAAGGUGCG